AAGCGGAGCGCGAAAGCGCGCACGGGAGCGAGAGAGCGCGCGAAGUUUGGCCGCUAUGAGGCGAGCGCCUGGGCUUCCCCUCUUGCUCCUCACAGUCGCCCUGAGCUGGUGUGGUUCCUUAUUUGGGCAGCCCCGAUGGCCGCAGCAGCGCCCGCAGCAGCAACAGGCAGCGCCGCAACAACGAGGUUUGUUUCCUGCAGUGCUGAACUUGGCUUAUAAUGCUCUCAUCACCACAAAUGCUACCUGUGGUAAAAGAGGUCCAGAAAUGUACUGUAAACUGGUGGAACAUGUCCCUGGCCAGCCAGCAAGAAACCCUCAAUGCCGUAUCUGUGACCAGCUUAGUAGGAAUCCUAACUUGAGACAUCCCAUAUCAAAUGCAAUUGAUGGCAAGAAUACAUGGUGGCAAAGUCCUAGCAUUCAAAAUGGAAUGGAAUAUCACUACGUGACCAUCACACUUGACUUACGGCAGGUAUUCCAGAUUGCUUAUGUCAUUGUAAAAGCAGCUAAUGCACCACGGCCUGGAAACUGGAUUUUGGAGCGUUCAUUAGAUGGUAACAAUUAUGAACCCUGGCAGUACUAUGCUAUUACAGAUACGGAAUGUCUGACUCGUUACAACAUCACCCCUCGCACUGGGCCUCCUUCUUAUGCAAAAGAUGAUGAAGUUAUAUGCACUUCGUAUUAUUCAAAAAUCCAUCCUCUAGAAAAUGGAGAGAUUCAUACAUCCUUAAUCAAUGGGCGACCAAGUGCAGAUGAUCCUUCUCCAACACUAUUGGAGUUUACAUCAGCUCGUUAUAUUCGCUUAAGAUUUCAAAGGAUACGGACACUAAAUGCGGAUUUAAUGAUGCUUGCACACAGAGAUCCCAAUGAAAUUGAUCCAAUAGUCACAAGGAGGUAUUAUUAUUCUGUAAAAGACAUCUCAGCGGGAGGAAUGUGCAUCUGUUUUGGCCAUGCAAAAUCAUGUCCAUUGAAUCCAGCCACAAAUAGAUCUUCUUGUGCAUGUGAACAUAAUACUUGUGGAGAAAGCUGUGAUCGGUGUUGUCCUGGAUUUAAUCAGAAACCAUGGCAAGCUGGGACUUUCCUUGUAAAACAUGAAUGUGAAGCUUGCAACUGCCAUGGGAAGGCAGAAGAAUGUUAUUAUGACCAGACGGUGGCAGACAGAAAGCAGAGUUUGAAUAUCCAUGGAGAAUACCUUGGAGGCGGAAUAUGCAUUAACUGUACCCAGAACACUGCGGGCUUCAAUUGUGAAACAUGCAUUGAUGGCUACUUCAGGCCAAAAGGGGUUCAUCCAACUGAUCACCAACCAUGUCAGCCAUGUCAGUGUUAUUCUGUGGGCUCUUUAGAUGGCACUUGUGUCAAGGAUGAAAAACAAGCUACAGGAGGUAUGCACCCUGGAUCUUGUCACUGUAAGCCAGGUUUUGGAGGAGAGAGGUGUGAUCGGUGUUCAUUGGGCUACAAAAACUUUCCUUACUGUGUGCCCUGCAAUUGCUCUCUGAAAGGCAGCUUGAAUGAUGAUCCUUGUGAAGGACCUUGCAGGUGCAAGGUGUAUGUUGAAGGAAAGAACUGUGAUCGCUGUAAAGCCGGCUUCUUUAACUUGCAGCAAGACAACCCCCAGGGCUGUGAGGCAUGUUUCUGCUCAGGAAUAACAAAUGACUGUACAGAUUCUCGCUGGACUUACAGCACGAUUAUGGACAUGAAUGGCUGGCAUUUGACUGAUGAAUGGGGUCUUGCUAGAAUUACUCCUCAGCAGGACACUUUCGAUGGACCUCAGCAACUGAGCAUCAGUAACACAGUUGCAAGAACUGUUCUGCAGCCUAUUUAUUACUGGAGUGCACCCAGUCCUUAUUUGGGUAACAAAAUAACAGCAGCUGGAGGACAUCUGAAAUUUACUGUUUUAUAUGACCUCGCUGGGGAAGAAGAUAUUGCUGAGGCCAUCCUUCAGCCCGAUGUCAUCAUAGAGGGAAGUGGGUUGAGAAUAAGGACUUCGCAGGAAGGGAUUCACCUGAACCCAUUUGAAGAGCACACAGAAGAAGUCUUACUGAAGCACAACUUAUUCAUGCUGCACGGCAUUCCUGUCAGCAAAAGGGAAUUUAUGACUGUUUUGGCGAAUAUAAAAAGACUCCUUAUAAGAGCCACAUACAGCAAUGGGAUGAAUGCCAUCUACAGAUUGAGUGGUGUCAGCCUGGAAUCUGCUAAUGACUUAUUGACUGGACAAAAAGAUGCAUCUGCUGUUGAAAUUUGCCAGUGUUCUUCAGGAUAUUUGGGCUCCUCCUGUGAAUCAUGCUGGCCGGGGCACAGGCGAGUUAACGGCACUAUCGUUGGUGGAAUCUGUAGGCCGUGCACUUGUUUUGGUCACGCAGAGUCCUGUGAUGAUAUCACCGGAGAGUGCCUGAACUGCAAACACAACACAGGUGGUCGAUAUUGUGAUAGAUGUCUUCCUGGUUUCUAUGGAGAUGCUACUAAAGGGAAAGCUGAUGAUUGCCAGCUGUGUGCCUGCCCACUGAGUAUAUCUUCAAACAAUUUUAGCCCCACGUGUCAUUUGGACCAAACUCAUGGAUUCAUUUGUGAUGGAUGUCCCUCUGGGUAUGCUGGCUUACGCUGUGAAAGGUGUGCAGAAGGCUAUUUUGGACAACCUUCAAAACCAGGGGGAUUGUGCCAGCCUUGCCAAUGUAAUGACAACCUUGACUUCUCCAUUCCUGGCAGUUGUGACAGCUUGUCUGGAGCUUGUCUUAAAUGUAAGCCAGGUACAACAGGCCAGUACUGUGAGAAGUGUGCUGACGGGUAUUUUGGAGAUGCUCUUGAUGUAAAGAAAUGUCAAGCCUGCAGCUGCAAUAUUAAUGGAUCAUUUUCAAAAGUCUGUGACUCUAAGACUGGACAAUGUCAUUGCAAACCCAAUGUUCUGGGACGUCAGUGUAAUCAGUGUAAGUCUGGUACCUUUGGUGUGCAGUCAUCAAGAGGAUGUCUCCCUUGCAAUUGUAAUUCGUUUGGAUCAAAAUCAUUUGACUGUGAUGAAACCGGACAGUGCCACUGUCAACCAGGUGUUGGAGGAAAGAAAUGUGACCAUUGUGCUCAUGGAUUUUAUGGUUUUGAGGAAGGAGGAUGCACCCCUUGUCAAUGUUCCCAUCUUGGUAAUAAUUGUGACCCACAUACGGGCCGUUGCAUCUGCCCUCCCAAUACUACAGGGAACCGAUGUGAAAAAUGUGUACCGAACCACUGGGGUCAUGAUAUUAUCAGUGGAUGCAAGGCCUGUGAUUGCAGCGUAGCUGGAUCCCUCAGCUUCCAGUGCAACCCUGAUACUGGCUGCUGUUUCUGUCGUCCAGAAUUCUCUGGCGAUAAAUGCACUGAAUGCAGACUAGGCUAUCGGAAUUUCCCACAAUGCAUUGCCUGUGAAUGCCUGGUAGCGGGGACCGAGCCCCAGACUUGCGAUACGGAAAUGGAAAAGUGUUCUUGUGCUGAUCAUACAGGACAGUGCACCUGUAAAAUGAACGUGGAAGGCAUCAACUGUGACAGGUGCAAACCUGGCCGAUUUGGACUCUCUGCCAAAAACCCACUUGGCUGCAACAGCUGCUACUGCUUUGGCCUGACAUCAGAAUGCAGUGAGGCAAAGGGACUGGUCCGUGUGUGGCUGACUCUGAAGCCAGACCAGGUUGUCCUUCCUUUGGUUGAUGAAAAUGUCCAGCACCAAACUACCAAAGGGAUUAUAUACCAAUAUCCAGAAACAAUUGCAAAUAUUGAUUCAGUAAUGCAAGAUCUACAUUCAGAACCAUUUUAUUGGAGGCUUCCAGAACAAUUCGAAGGAAAGAAGCUGAUGGCUUACGGAGGAAAGCUGAAAUAUGCUAUAUUUUUUGAAGCAAGGGAAGACACGGGUUUUGCAACUUACAAUCCCCAGAUCAUAAUCAGAGGUGGGCUUCCCACACAUACACGGAUUAUUGUCAGGCAUGUGGUUGCUCCUCUGAAUGGCCAGUUGACAAGGCACGAGAUAGAAAUGACAGAGUAUAAGUGGAAAUACUAUGGUGAUGAUCCAAGGAUCACACAGACUGUGACCCGUGAGGAUUUCAUGGAUGUCCUGUACAACAUUCAUUACAUACUAAUCAAAGCAACUCAUGGCAGGUUCAUGAGACAAAGCAGAAUUUCUGAGAUUAGCCUGGAAAUUGCAGACACAGGAAAUGUAUCGAGAAGAACUCCAAGUGCCCAAUUGAUUGAGCAAUGUAACUGUCCUGUGGGCCAUUUUGGUUUGUCAUGUGAGGCCUGUUCCCCAGGUUUUUAUAGACUUGCUUCUCCAUAUACUGGCAGAAGGCCAGGUCCUGCCCUAGGAGCCUGUGUCCCUUGUUCAUGCCACAGGCAUAGUGAAAUGUGUGACCCCGAAACCUCAAUUUGUCAGAACUGUCGUCACAACACAUAUGGGGACCACUGUGAAAGAUGUGCACUUGGAUUCUAUGGGAUCGUUAGAGGAAAUACCAAUGACUGUCAGCCUUGUGCCUGCCCUUUGACCAUGUCAAGCAACAAUUUCAGUCCCUCAUGUGUUAUUGAAGGAGUUAACGAUUACCGAUGUACAGCUUGCCCACCUGGAUAUGAAGGACAGUACUGUGAAAGAUGUUCUCCUGGAUACACCGGGAACCCAAAAAUUCCUGGUGGAUCUUGUCAAGAAUGUGAGUGUCACCCACAUGGUUCGCUACCUGUUCCUUGUGACCCUCUCACCGGACAAUGUGUGUGCAAGCCUGGAUCUACUGGCUGGAAGUGUGCAGGAUGUGAAGCCUGGCAUGCUCGUGAAGGCAUAGCAUGUGUUUCUUGCGAUGAUGAGUGCACUGGUGUCCUUCUUCGUGACUUGGAUCAAUUAAAUCAGAUGACUCUAAGUGUUAAUCUUAGUGGACCACUUUAUCCACCAUAUAAAAUGCUUUAUUCUUUUGAAAACACAACCCAAGAAUUAAAGCAUUUAUUGUCACCUCAGCAAGCACCAGAAAGAGUUCUUAAUUUGGCACAGAAGAAUUUAGAUACUCUUGUGGUAGAAAUGGAUGAACUGCUGACAAGGGCGACCAAGGUGACAGCAGAUGGGGAACAAACUGGACAGGAUGCUAAGACAACUAAUGAGAGAGCGAAGUCGCUUGGACAGCUCAUCAAAGUCACCCUCCAGGCUGCAGAAGGUGUAAAUGAUGCUGCUUCAAAACUGAAUGAGACUCUUGGGAUCCCAGAGAAGGCACUUGACAAAAGCUUUCAAGAAUUACAGAGUGAAGUUGACAAAAUGAUGGCAGAACUUAGGAAGAGAAAAUUGGAAUUGCAAAAGGCAGUAGCUCAAGAUGAAUUAGAGUCAGCAGAAGACCUCUUGAAGAACAUGCACAAGUUAUUUGUAGAGCCAAAGAAGAAAACUGAGGACCUGAAAAACGAAGUCAAAGAGAAACUAGCAGACUACCAUGAUAAAAUUGAUGAUGCUCUGAACCUGUUAAGAGAAGCAACUAAUAAAAUUUGGGAAGCAGACAGACUAUCAGCAAUCAACCAAAAAAACUUGACGGCAGUAGAGAAAAAGAAGCAAGGUAUAGAAAACGGACGACAGGAAACUGAAAAUACUCUAAGAGAAGGAAAUGACAUCCUUGGUGAAACUAAUGAACUUGCAAAUGGAAUCAAUUUGGCUGUGGAGAACAUAGAUAAUAUUAAGAAUGAAAUAGGCCCACUUGCUGUUGAGCUAAAGGGUAAAAUAGAUAAUCUCUCUGGAAAUAUCAAAAAAAAGAAGCUUCCAGAAAAGGUACUGCAGGCAGAAGCCCAUGCUGCCCAGCUGAAUGAUUCAUCUGCUAUUUUGGAUGGAAUCCUUGAUGAAGCUAAAAACCUCUCCUUCAAUGCAACAAUAGCUUUUAAGGCCUACAGCAAUAUCAAGGAGCAUAUUGAUGAAGCGGAUGCAAUUUCUAAAGAUGCUAAAGCUCGUGCCAAUGAAGCCAUACAACUGGCAUCUGGUCCAGAAGGCUCAUUAAAGGAUGCUGCCAAGAAUGCUUUACAAAAAAGCUUCAAGGUUCUUAAUGAUGCCAAAAAACAGGCAAAUGAUGUUAAAGAAAAUGAGGAUAACCUAAAAGGAAUGCAGAAUAAGUUGCAAGUUGCAGGGGAAAGAAACUCAGCUCUCUUGAAAGCUCUGAAUGACACUCUGGAAAAGCUAUCAGCAAUUCCAAAUGAUACAGCAGCCAAAGUACAAGCAGUUAAAGACAAAGCCAAGCAAGCUAAUGAUACUGCAAAUGAGGUACUGGCUAAAAUCAGAGAUCUCAAUCAAAACCUCCUUGGAUUAAAAGACAGAUACAGAAAAGUUGCAGAUGAUGCAGCCAAAACAAAUGCUAUGUUGAAAGAUCCUACUAAAAAUAUUGCUGAUGCAGAUGACACUGUUAAAAAUCUGGGUAAAGAAGCAGAUCGGUUGAUGGAUAAAUUGAAACCAAUCAAACAACUUCAAGAUAAUCUGGGGAAGAACAUUUCUCACAUUAAGGACCUGAUAAAUCAAGCUAGGAAGCAAGCCAAUUCUAUUAAAGUAUCUGUAGCUUCAGGAGGAAACUGUAUUCGAACAUACAGACCAGAAAUUAAAAAAGGAUUGUACAACACCGUUAUUCUAAAUGUAAAGACAACUGUUCCUGAUAAUCUACUUUUUUAUCUUGGAAGUAACAGAUACACUGAUUUCUUGGCCAUAGAAAUGCGUAAAGGAAAAGUGGAUUUCUUAUGGGAUGUGGGAUCUGGUGUUGGGCGUGCAGACUAUCCGGAUCUCACAAUUGAUGAUGGAGUUUGGUACAGAAUUGAAGCAUCAAGGACUGGAAGAAAUGGCACAAUUUUAGUACAGGCAUUAGAUGGUCCCAAAGCCACCAUCAUUCCAAGCAUUUUCAGUGCAAUUUCUCCACCUGGUUACACAAUUUUAGAUGUGGAUGCAAGUGCCAUGCUAUUUGUUGGGGGUUUAACUGAGAAAAUAAAGAAAUCUGAUGCUGUGAGAGUCACUACUUUCACAGGAUGCAUGGGAGAAACCUAUUUAGACAGCAAACCAAUAGGGCUAUGGAAUUUCAGAGACAUUGAAGGAGAGUGUAAAGGCUGUGCUGUCAGCCCCCAGGUGGCAGAUGGUGAGGGAACUGUUCAGUUUGAUGGAGAAGGUUAUGCUACCGUUAGUCGUCCCAUAAGAUGGAACCCCAAUAUCUCCAUGGUCAUGUUCAAAUUCAAGACAUUUUCUUCUACUGCUCUCCUGAUGUAUCUUGCUACUCUAGACUUGAAGGAUUUCAUGAGCAUAGAACUGAGCGAUGGGCAUAUUAAAGUCAGCUAUGAUCUAGGCUCAGGAACAGCUUCAGUUGUCGGCAACUGGAGCCACAAUGAUGGGAAAUGGAAAUCAUUCACCUUGUCAAGAAUUCUGAAACAAGCUAAUAUAUCAAUUGUAGACAUAGAUUCUAACAACGAAGAAAUCAUACCUGCAGUUUCUCCAGGAAAGCAUUUUGGCCUCAAUCUGAAAGCUGAUGAGCCCAUUUAUUUUGGUGGAUUGCCAUCGCUGAGAAGAAACCUAAGUAUGAAAUCAAGACCAGAAGUAAACACAAAGAAAUAUGCAGGCUGUCUCAAAGAUAUUGAAAUUUCCCGGACACCAUAUAAUCUUUUAAGUAGUCCUGACUAUCUUGGAAUUACCAGAGGGUGCACAUUGCAGAAUAUCUACACAGUCAGCUUCCCUAAACCUGGCUUUGUGGAGAUGCCUCCAGUCUCUCUUGAAGUGGGAACAGAAAUUCACCUGUCCUUCAGUACUAAAAAUGAAUCUGGUAUCAUACUCUUUGGUACUAAUGAAAUAUCUGUACCUCCAAGAAGGAAACGCAGACAAACAGGGCAGGUGUAUUAUGCUCUAUUCCUGAAUGGAGGUCGACUUGAAGUACAUAUUUCUACUGGAGUAAGAGAUCCACGCAGGAUCAUUGUGAAACCUGAGUCUGGUGAAUUUCAUGAUGGCAAAGAACACUCCCUUUGGUUGGAGAGACUUGGAGGGCUGUUUGCCAUUCAAGUAGAUGAGGACAGAAGACAGUCCCAGCGACUCCCAACAGAUCAGCCUAUGUCCAUUAAAGGGCUUUUUGUGGGAGGAACACCACCUGAAUUUCACAUACCCCCAAUUAAAAACAUACCUGCAUUUGAUGGCUGUAUAUGGAACCUGGUUGUCAAUGCUGUUCCAAUGGAUUUUGCCCAAUCAGUAGCCUUUAAAAAUGCAGAUAUAGGACAGUGUCCUGAUUUAGGACCAGAUCAUGAAAAAGAGCAUGAAGAACCAACUCCCCAGACAACAAGUCAUCCUGAACCAGAGGAGGGAGAAAGUAAAGCAACUACAACUCCUCCUCCUCCUCCUCCUUUCCCACCUUUACCUGAAUUGCUUGCGGCUGAAGUGAAGAGCGCCAGUAGUUCAGCUGACUUUCACCUGACGGAACAUUGUGCUGAUGAUGUGGAACCCAUUACCUUGGAAGGGGGCAAGCAAUUUGGCCUCUCAAGAAACAGCCAUAUUGCAGUUGCCUUUGAUGACACAAAAGUUAAGAACAAACUCACAAUAGAACUUGAAAUCAGAACAAAGGCUGAAAAUGGGCUGCUUUUCUACAUGGCUCGGAUCAAUCAUGCUGAUUUUGCCACUAUCCAGAUAAAAAAUGGUUUUCCGUAUUUCAGUUAUGACCUUGGGCAUGGGAACACAAGCACUAUGAUUCCCAACAAAAUCAAUGAUGGCCAGUGGCACAAGAUAAAAAUAUUCCGAAGCAAACAGGAAGGGGUCCUGUCAGUUGACGGAACUACAAAUAGGACCACUAGCCCAAAGAAAGCUGAUAUUUUGGAUGUUGUAGGGAUGCUAUAUGUUGGAGGAUUGCCAAUUAACUAUAUAACAAGAAGAAUUGGUCCGGUAGUCUACAGCAUUGAUGGAUGUAUACGAAACUUUCAAAUGACAGAAGCUCCCAUUGAUCUGAAUAAUCCUACCUCCUCUUAUAAUGUUGGAAGAUGCUUUGCCAAUCCACAGGAAGGAACCUACUUUGCAGGGACAGGAUUUGCCAAAGCAGUUGGAGCAUAUAAAGUGGGACUAGACUUACAGGUGGAAUUUGAAUUCCGUACAACACGGACAAAUGGGGUUCUAUUGGGAAUCAGCAGUCAAAAAAUGGAUGGCCUUGGCAUUGAGUUGGUAGAUGAAAAUGUUAUGUUCCAUGUUGAUAAUGGUGCUGGUCGGUUUUCGGCCAUUUAUGAAACUCCUAUACCAGGGAGUUUGUGUGAUGGGCGGUGGCACAGAGUUGUGGCACACAAGAUAAAGCAUCGUUUAACGCUGACAGUGGAUGAUCAGCAUGUGGAAGGGAUCAGUCCUAAUGCAGCUUCGACUUCAGCAGAGACAAACGAUCCUGUCUUCGUUGGAGGAUAUCCUGAUGGAUUGAAGCAGUUUGGCCUGACCACUAACAUUCGAUUCAAAGGCUGCAUUAGGUCUCUGAAACUCAUCAAAGGGGCAGCUAAACCACUGGAGAUUAACUUCAGCAAGGCCUUGGAAAUAAAGGGAGUGCAACCUCUGUCCUGCCCAGGGAAUUAAAGAGAAAAACCAUCAAAUUGCAAUAGGAGUCCGAGCAGUAACGCUAACAAAAAGAUUCUUUUACAAAUAUGCCUGUGAUAUAUUCCAAUGCUACUGUUUCAGGGUGUACUUCUAAAAGCAAUAUAAAACAAGGGGGGGGGGGGAGGAAAUCCCUUAAAAUGAAUAAAGCAGCAAGUUACACAUG
This is a messenger RNA of Pseudonaja textilis, 9695 nucleotides long. The record is from RefSeq and is a predicted model, not a curated record. NCBI's taxonomy places the organism in Eukaryota, Metazoa, Chordata, Lepidosauria, Squamata, Elapidae.